AUGGCUGCUGGCGUACCCUGUGCGCUGGUCACCAGCUGCUCCUCCACCUUCACCGCAGACCGGCUGGUCCAGCGUGUAAACCGACAAGAAGCUCAGGAAUGGUGCAUCAAACAUGGCUUCGAAUUGGUAGAACUUAGUCCAGAGGAGUUGCCUGAGGAGGAUGAUGACUUCCCAGAAUCUACAGGAGUAAAGCGAAUUGUACAAGCCUUAAAUGCCAAUGUCUGGUCCAACGUAGUGAUGAAGAAUGAUAGGAACCAAGGCUUUAGUCUGCUCAACUCAUUGGCUGGAACAACCCAUAGCAUUGGGUCAUCAGAGACCUGUCACUCAGAGCAGCCCCAUUUGCCAGCAGCAGAUAGGACUGAAUCUGUCUCAGAUCAUCGGGGUGGUGCAUCUAACACAACAGAUGCCCAGGUUGAUAGCAUUGUGGAUCCUAUUUUAGAUCUGGAUAUUCAAGAAUUAGCCAGUCUCACUACUGGAGGAGGAGAUCUGGAGAAUUUUGAAAGACUAUUUUCAAAGUUAAAAGAAAUGAAAGAAAGGGCUGCGCCGCUCCCCCACGAGAAAAGGAAGUUGCAGGCAGAACAGGUGGCCAAAGCAUUCUGGAUGGCAAUUGGGGGAGACAGAGAUGAAAUUGAAGGUCUUUCAUCUGAUGAAGAGCACUAAAUUGUUCAUCCUAGGUUUUGACUAACAAAGAUGCUAGUUCUCUCAUCCUGAGAUAUUUCCCUACUCAACCCGGUUAUAUUUUGCUGAAAUCCCAUUAUCAUGUUGGCUGCCUAACUUAUUGAUAGGGUCCCCUUAAUUUUAGUUUUUAGUGGGUAAGGAGAAGUCUUUUCUCUCUCAGUAUAUUGUGAGGGUGUGAGGAGUACAAUGAUAGUAAUGAGUGAGAAUUUGGAUUUUCUCUGUUCAGGGAGCUUGUGGCUCUGAGCCAUGAUGCUUCUUUGGGGAAGAAAGGAGGCUGCUGCAGAUUUGGUUUGCGCUAUAGUAUAGGUGGGGCCAAAAUCAGUGGCCCACAGGUUAGUAUCCAACUAAAAAAAUGCUUCUGGGCAUUUCUUUUGAAGUUCACUGCUAGAAAGAAUUGAAAAGCCAGUGUGAAUUUUCAGACUAUAAUAAGUGAGGCAAAAAUUUCCUACUGUGAUGGGGAUGAAACAAACCCCGUUCCCGAGUUGUUGUGUGUGAGAAAGAGAGGAGAGA
This is a messenger RNA of Galeopterus variegatus (Sunda flying lemur), 1188 nucleotides long. RefSeq names its product alpha- and gamma-adaptin binding protein (gene AAGAB). The transcript is spliced from 8 exons. The coding region runs from base 1 to 660 and encodes 219 amino acids. The record is from RefSeq and is a predicted model, not a curated record. Lineage: Eukaryota; Metazoa; Chordata; Mammalia; Dermoptera; Cynocephalidae.